UCCCGCCUGACAGGCGAGGCGGGAGGAGCUGGUUGGUCUUCGUCGCCCCUGCGGUUGCUGUCUGAGGGGAGAUGUGGCGGCUGGCCGGAGCCGUCCUCGGGCUCUGAGUCGCCGGGACCGCCAGGCAGGGGGCGGCCAAGAAAAGGCUCGGGACAGACUCAUGAGCACCGCCUUCCCCGCGGCUGGGCGUUGCCGCCCUUCUCCUUCCCAGCGCCGGUAGCCGAGCCGGCGGGCGGGCGGACGGGCGGGCGGCAUGUCGUCGCCGACGUGGCUGAGCUGCCGGUUGGCGCUGCGCUUGGGCUCCUCUCGCCUCGGCGAGUGCCGCUGCCUCCUGCUCCUCCGCCGGCGCCUGAGCGCCCUCCGCCGCGCCCCCAGGCCCGUAGACGGACUGUGGCUGCCGCCCGCGGCCUCCUGCUUGGGUUCCCCGCGGCCGCUGGGCACGCACCCCAAGAAGGAGCCCAUUGAGGCGCUCAACACGCCGCAGGGAGCCCGCGACUUCAUCUACAGCCUCCACUCGACGGAGCGGAGCUGCUUGCUGAGGGAGCUGCACCGCUUCGAGUCCAUCGCCAUCGCGCAAGAGAAGCUGGAAGUUGCACCACCAUCCACUGGACAACUGAAACAUGUGUUCUUCCACAAUGCAAUACCUUUUGUAGGCUUUGGAUUUUUUGAUAAUGCCAUUAUGAUUGCUGCGGGCACACAGAUAGAGUUAUCAAUAGGGAUUGUGCUUGGAAUUUCUACCAUGGCAGCUGCUGCCUUGGGAAAUCUUGUCUCAGACUUAGCUGGAUUGGGGUAAGUUUAAUUAUAUAUUUUUUCAUG
Notechis scutatus (mainland tiger snake) is the source of this 816-nucleotide messenger RNA. NCBI's taxonomy places the organism in Eukaryota, Metazoa, Chordata, Lepidosauria, Squamata, Elapidae. The record is from RefSeq and is a predicted model, not a curated record.